UCACAUUUGGCAAAUUCUAGCGAGCGCGCGAUGGAGCGCGCGAUGGAGCUGGCCGUGAGGGGAAUCGGGAUCAUCCCCGCCUGUCGUACGCAUCUGGCUCGGAGGCGCUCAGGUGGUGAUUUCUCGUGGCUUCAGAUCAUGCUGGCCCUCGUCGCCAUUCUUGCAGCCGCCAUGCUCGCCAUGGGUAUCUCGAUGACUGUCCAGCUCCGCAAGGAAAAGGAGAAGCCGAUCAGGGUCGUCGUGGUGGGGGCAAGCGGCUUCCUCGGCUAUCACCUUGCUCUGGGUUUGCAGGGAAAUGAGAAGCCCAAGGUCCGUGUUGUGGGGAUCGAUGCCAGACACACCGAGAGAUCCAGGCUGCUUGACAAGGCUGGAGUGCACAUGAUCUACGGGAAUGUGACUGCCAAGGAUCUGGUCGCCAACGUGGUCAAGCUUGCCAGGCCCCAGGAUUUCUCACAGCAGGAGCAUGCCUACUGCCUGCCCAUCAACCAGCGCACUCUGGGCGGGACCAUCGACGCAGCCACGACGAGCGACUCUGUGCGUGGUGUCUUCUUUGCCAGCCCCAACCGCUUCUACAUGCCGUCGUCUCGAUCGGGGGAAGAACUUGCAGCUCUCAAGGCGGGUUAUCUUCAUCUUGAAGAUAACUACAUCUACAUCUUCCUGUUAUCGAAUGGCGAUUUAGUACUGUUUAUGGAGAGUUCGGACGGCCUGAUUUCCCGUAUUUCAAGUUUGCCGAACAGAUUGUUGGCGGGCAGAAGGUCCCUCUUUGGCGGCAGAGGAUCGGAAACCAGAACUACAUCCACGUCGAUGAUGCUGUGAAAGUCAUGAAACAGAUGGUGUUGGGAAUCGCUCAAGUUCCCGGUGUUGUCACUGUGGUGGACAUCGGCACUCCAGAGCCACCUCUAUCGUUCAGGCAAGUGAUCGAGGUCGUUUCCAGGUUGACAGGCAAGGAGGCAUUGGUCGAGGAGGCGGACAACCUGAAUCCGCCACCAUGGGAAGUUUCUUACGUUGCUCCUACUCAGCUCUAUCUGUUGGAUCACUACAUCAGCUUUGACACGGGGAUGAGGCGUUUUCUGGAGUGGUAUGAACAGCGGAAAAAGAGGGCUGCGUUUGUGCUUCAGUCGCUCAAUCAAACCAAGGUUUGACUGUUCUACUAAGUUCUACUCUGAGAGAACGUCUGAGAGAGAGAGAGAGAGGCUCCUUUCCAAAGCCAGUUUUGACUCGUUACAAAUAAAAAUGACGUAUUCCUUUUC
This is a messenger RNA of Selaginella moellendorffii, 1250 nucleotides long. RefSeq lists its product as uncharacterized. The record is from RefSeq and is a predicted model, not a curated record. Lineage: Eukaryota; Viridiplantae; Streptophyta; Lycopodiopsida; Selaginellales; Selaginellaceae. The transcript has 2 exons. The coding region runs from base 31 to 816 and encodes 261 amino acids.